This is a messenger RNA of Chenopodium quinoa (quinoa), 1293 nucleotides long. RefSeq names its product ATP-dependent DNA helicase PIF1-like. Gene Ontology annotation, biological process: DNA repair; telomere maintenance. Lineage: Eukaryota; Viridiplantae; Streptophyta; Magnoliopsida; Caryophyllales; Amaranthaceae. Gene Ontology annotation, molecular function: DNA helicase activity. The record is from RefSeq and is a predicted model, not a curated record. The transcript is spliced from 4 exons. The coding region runs from base 1 to 1293 and encodes 430 amino acids.
AUGGGUAAAUCACUGAGUGAUUUUGGAAUUCACGAGGUCUUUCAGCAGGCUAACUUAGAAAUUCAACGAACAAAGGACAUUAUUGAUGCUCUAGAUGCACCUAUUCCUGAAGAGUGUAUAGAUUGCAUACAACGCUUAAAUCCAGCUCAAAAGGAAGCAUUUACAUGCAUUAUGCAGCAUGUAAAUGAUAAGCAACCAGGUGCUUUUUUCAUAGACGGUCCUGGAGGCACGGGCAAAACUUUCCUCUAUAAUGCAUUGUAUGCUGAAAUUCGCCUUGUGAAUAAGAUAGUGUUGCCAACAGCUACAUCUGAUAUAGCUGCUGCAAACAUUCCUUUUGGUCGUACAACACAUUCGAGAUUUAAGAUUCCUCUAGAUUCUAAUGCAUCGUUGGCGUGUGCUGUUCCAAAACAGGGUAACCUUGCUGCGCUUCUCCGAGAGACGACCUUCAUAAUAUGGGAUGAAGCUUCUAUGGCUCAUAAAGAGAAUAUGGAAUCCUUAGAUAUGUUGCUGCAAGAUUUGUGUGAGAAUGAUUCCUUGUUCGGUGGUAAGGUGGUGGUGUUUGUGGGAGAUUUCCGUCAAGUAUUGCCAAUUGUUCCACGUAAGACACAACAAGAAGCUGUUAAGGAUAGCGUGGUGACUUCGUAUUUGUGGCCUAAGCUGAAAACGUUUAAGCUCACAGAAAACAUAAGAGCUCGAUAUGAUCCAUUAUAUUCUGCAUUUUUAUUGUCCUUAGGAAAUGGUGAAUUGCAGCAAGCAGAGAAUGGAUAUGUUCCACUUUCCAUGGAAAUUGUCCAGCCUCUUGCAAUGGAUAAAGAUCCUGUGGAGGAAAUCAUGGCAGCAACAUUCCCUGAAUUUAAGGGUGGUGGGUUUGGAAGUGAUAUUUUUACUAAAAGGGCUUUACUUACACCAAUGAAUGAUGAUUACAGUGUUUAUCCAAAAGAAUUCAUAAAUAAGUUGUGUCCUUGGGGAAUGAGUCCUCAUGAACUUGUGUUGAAGAAAGAUUAUCCUGUGAUUUUGCUGCGGAAUAUACUUCCUUCUGCUGGCCUAUGGCCGUGUUUCUCCCAUGGUCAGCUGUAUGUUGCUCUCUCUCGAGCAAAGAAGUCUACCAAAAUAGUUGUCUACACUGCAGUUCCUCCUGAACAAUACACCGUCAAUUUCACUAAGAACAUUGUAUCGUAUGAUGUUUUGCAAUUAGCUGCUCCCGACAAUGAUACUAAGGGUGUUGUAACCACUCCAUCAAUGAAAGAUGCAAACAAGGAUAACUCACCUCCAGCAUCUCUUAAUCAGGAAUGA